AAAAUAUCGAAUUUUGCAUCUACUUAUUUAGUAAUACUAGCUGAACAAUAUCCAUUCACAAACAAUCCCUCGGGGGCUAAAGAAUGGGACACCAAACACUAUUGUUAAUAUUUUCGUUUCUACUCGUUCUCACAACAACCAAUGGCGCUCCUGACUAUGACUUCAACUUUGAAAGUCUGGAAACCCUCGAUGGUUCGGAGAGUUACUUCGAGUACAACUACACCCUAACCAAGGAGUCCGAGCUGUGCUUCAAGUCCUCCGGCAACGUUCGACAGUUGGUCCAGCUGGGUGACGAGUACACGGUGCUGUUCAAGUUGAGCCGCAGCGAGCUGAAGGCCGAGCCACCGGUGUACGAGCAAAUGAUGGAAUCCCGGAAAUCAUUCUGCAAAUUUUUCAACUCCAUCUACCGGAUGUAUUUCUACGAAGGCCUCAAGGAUGUUAGCAAUUUCCCACACUAUGAAACGUGUCCCCUAGCGCCAGCCGAUUACUGGUUCAAGGAUUACAGCAUCGAGGGCGAUCAGUACAAGGCGUUCAUGAAGGAAGGACGCUUCAAGGUGGAAUUUUAUUUGGGCAAGGAUGACGCACCGGUUGCGGGGAUAGCACUCGUGAUAACGGUUGCACCGAUCGAGUCCGAAAGAUAGUGGGAUCUGAUUUCUGCCAAACGUUAAUAGCUCCAAAUGAUGUAACUUGAUGAAUUCAAAUUAAAGAUAUGAGCUGAAAGGGGUAGCUUUCCUUCGUUUAUCGCAUCGAGACGUA
This is a messenger RNA of Toxorhynchites rutilus septentrionalis, 756 nucleotides long. RefSeq lists its product as uncharacterized. The coding region runs from base 84 to 641 and encodes 185 amino acids. The transcript has 2 exons. The record is from RefSeq and is a predicted model, not a curated record. Lineage: Eukaryota; Metazoa; Arthropoda; Insecta; Diptera; Culicidae.